AAUUCUGCAAGUGGUUCUAAUUUACUAUCGCUGUUCUCUAGCUGGUCUAAAACCGAUUUUGACCUAAAGGGACGCUUUUUGGACGCCAUGGGCGUUUCUCAGUUUCCAGGCAGAAAGAACAGUAAAAAAUGCAGGCAGGGCACAGGACAAAGCACUCGGGACAAAAUGUAUGUGAAAUGGUUUGAUACAUGAAUUUAGUGAAUGCCAAUUUUUGUCAUUUUCAAAUUUCUCUCCGUUCUGUCCCCAUACAUCCCGACGUCGCAGGGAAUGGAACCCAGAAGACAGAUGCCGGCAUCCGCUGGAGGACAUUACAGGGGACACUGCAGGAGAGACAU
Molecule: messenger RNA, 335 nt
Organism: Staurois parvus
Lineage: Eukaryota; Metazoa; Chordata; Amphibia; Anura; Ranidae
Source: the annotation of a GenBank genome assembly